Molecule: messenger RNA, 573 nt
Organism: Achroia grisella
Lineage: Eukaryota; Metazoa; Arthropoda; Insecta; Lepidoptera; Pyralidae
Exons: 4
Coding region: 1-573 (190 amino acids)
Source: RefSeq, a predicted model, not a curated record
AUGGUUGGUAGUGUUCAUUGGAGCAUAGUUCUAAUUGGAGGAUUAUUUCUUGUCUCCGUGCAGGGGGCAAAGGAAACGAGGAAGAGAAUCACGUAUUUCAGCACGGAACACCCUCGAAUAGUGUAUUACGAUACUAAAUAUGCAGACUAUAGCAACGUUACAGCCCGACGUCACAGUCGAAAGGAUCCCUUCUACUAUGUCGACUUUCAUAUAAACCUUCUUGUGCCGUAUGGUAACAAUGUUACUGUAAGCUUUUAUUUUUACGAGUUGCUCACUAACGUCUACAAACGCGGCUUCAUUGAAAUGCACAUGGGUGUGUGUGAUCUAGUUCUAAAUGACAAAUUCUUCGGCGGUGCUAUGAGAAGAAAUUUCAAUAACGCGCAAAUCCACUGUCCUUUUCCAAAGGGUGAAUAUCACUACUACAACAUGACAAUACCAAUAGAACAAGUCCCGAGGGGAUUCCCGUUUACAAGAGGCCGUAUUUAUUGCAAUGUAUCAAUUACUAACACGGACAAAGUAAUUGGAAGUGGAUAUAUUGAUUUAGAAUUAAAAACGGCGUGGGUAUCAUAUUGA